GCCCGCCCGCCAGGUGGCUAUGACUUUGGCGUCGCACCGCCAAUGAACAUGCCUGUCGGUCACUCAUCGCCCUGAGGAGAUUGACUACGGAGGCAUGGACUUCCCUGAAUGGCACCAGCCUGCAUACACGUCCCCGCCCCCCCAGCAGCAGUACCAGCAGCAGCAGCAGCAGCAGCAGCAGCAGCAGCCCUCCCAUGGAAGCAUCCCGCAGUACAACAUCCCACAGGAACUGCAGCAGCAGGCAGGCAAGGUGCAGCUGUCAAACUGUGCUGGCCGCAAGCGCGCACUGCUGAUUGGUAUCAACUAUAUCGGCACCAAGUACAAGCUGCGCGGAUGCAUUAAUGAUGUGCACAACAUCAAAAAGUUCAUCAUGGAGCACUUUGGGUACAAGGAGUCCGACAUGGUCAUUCUGACUGACGACCAGACGAACAACCCGAGCCGCAUGCCGACGCACCAGAACAUCAUCAAGGCGAUGAAGUGGCUGGUGAGCGACGCCAAGAUGAACGACUCGUUCUUCUUCCACUACUCUGGCCACGGCUCGACUGUGCCGUGCAAGAGCGGCGAGGAGCUCGACGGCAACGACGAGACGAUCUGCCCGGUCGACUUUGUGAAGAAUGGCCAGAUUAUUGACGACGACAUGAAUGCGAUCAUGGUGCGGCCACUGCCGCCUGGUGCGCGUCUCACUGCUAUCUACGACUGCUGUCACUCCGCGUCGGCGCUGGAUCUGCCGUUCAUGUAUAACCACAUGGGCAAGCUCAAGAACGAGAAGGCGAUUACCUACGCCGGCAAGGGCCUGAAGGCAGCGGGCGAGUCGUACCUGAAGGGCGAUAUUGCUGGAGCGCUGAAGGGACUGACCUCGUCUAUUGAUGUCAUGAUGACUGGUGACCAGAAGCUCGAGCGCGCACGCCGCAACAAGAGCUCGCUGGGAGAUGUUAUCAUGUUCUCUGGGUGCAAGGACGACCAGACGUCAGCUGAUGCGAAGGCUGAGGACCUGUCAUUCACGGGAGCGCUGUCGCACGCGUUGAUCAGUAGCAUGAACGCGAAGCCGCGCCAGACGUAUGUUGAGCUGCUGCAGGACAUCCGUCGCCGCCUGGCUACCAAGUACACCCAGCUGCCCCAGCUCAGUACCGGCCGUCUCAUGGACAUGAACACCGUGUUUAUCAUGUAACAUGUAGCCAUGUGCAAGGUAUGACGUUUGGAAGGAGGCACCGACUGCGAUGAUUCUAGCUGCCUCGUUAAAUGUUUAUUCCUGUUUCCUUCUCUAUUUGCCUCUUUUUCCUUUUUGAAACAUGCCGCAUGUUAUCACGCCAAUGAAAAAUUUUCAUUCCAUCGAUUUUGUAUU
Messenger RNA from Linderina pennispora, 1342 nucleotides. RefSeq names its product peptidase C14. The record is from RefSeq and is a predicted model, not a curated record. Gene Ontology annotation, biological process: proteolysis. Bases 95 to 1168 code for a protein of 357 amino acids. The transcript has a single exon. Lineage: Eukaryota; Fungi; Kickxellomycota; Kickxellomycetes; Kickxellales; Kickxellaceae. Gene Ontology annotation, molecular function: cysteine-type endopeptidase activity.